AUGGUUGCUCCAGCUUAUUACCAAGAUAGUUUUGUUGAUCAUGAAUUGUCCAAAAAUUUAGACUCAACUUUUGCCUUUGAAGGUCCAGAAAAAUUGCUUGAGAUUUGGUUUUGGAAAUCUGAAACCGAUAUUCCUCAGGAUGCUGGUACUGGCGUUGGGGACGGAUUAAGAUCGAUCCCAUUGGAAAAAUGGGUGAAAAUCUUAGAUUUGGUCAAUUGUAAAAUCUUGUCCAUGAAGAGUUGCAAAUUUAUGGAUGCUUAUUUAUUGAGUGAAUCGUCAUUAUUUGUUUUCCCUCACAAGAUGAUUUUGAAAACGUGUGGAACUACAACUACGUUGGCGUGUUUGCAGGAGUUGUUUCAAACAGUGCAGAAAUGUCUCAAUAUGACCAUUUUGAGUAAGGAAACGUACAAGAUUUUCUAUUCUAGACGUUCAUUUAUGUUUCCUGAUAAACAAGUACAUGUGCACAAGGAUUGGAAGAAUGAAGUUUCGUUGUUGAAUGAAUAUUUCAGUUUGGGUAAGUCCUACGUUGUGGGAAACUUUGCUAGUGAUGACCAUUGGUAUCUCUAUGUAGGGGGACAAGAGAAUGAAGAAGAGCAAAAAAAGGAAAACAAGGAAAACGUGUCCCAUAAAACCCACAAGGUGGUUGAUCAAACAUUUGAGAUUUUAAUGACUGAAUUGGAUUCUGAAUGUGCUAGUAACUUUAUUUACACUAGAAAGCCCGGUGAAGAAGCUGAAAAUGAGCAAGAUGAUUUGGGCCACAAUUUAGGAUUUGAUACCAUGGUUGAAACGGAAUUAGAUUCUAUUUUUGAACCAACAAAUGUCAAUACCCACUUACCUUCGCCAUCGUUAUCUGACAUUUCCGAAGAUGAGCAUGAAUGUCAAGUUAAAAAGGAUGCUAAAGUGGAUGGAAUCAAUGGUGUUUCCACUGGCAGCACCGCCACCGCCACUUCCAAUGCCACCACCACCACUUCCACCAAUUUUGAGUUUAUUCAUGACGCGUUUGCAUUCACUCCCUGCGGAUAUUCGUCCAACUCCAUCUGUUCCAACGUUAAAGGUGGCUACUACUAUACAUUGCACAUCACCCCAGAGACCGGAUGGAGUUAUGCCUCAUUUGAAACCAAUUUCCCCUUCAAUGAAUCAUAUCCCAUUGUCAAUGUCCUAUUCAAGAUUUUAAAGAUUUUUGCUCCUAAACGGUUCUCGAUGACUUUGAUUAAUGAAAUUUGUGACUAUGAUUUGAAUUAUCAGUCGUUGUUGGGAUGUGAUUUGUUAUUGAAGGAUAUUGGGUACAAGAAACAUGAGAAAGUGGUUUACGAUUUGAAGAAUGAGUAUCAUUUGUUGUAUAUGAAUUUUGAAAAGUGCAAGUGA
Lodderomyces margitis is the source of this 1365-nucleotide messenger RNA. RefSeq names its product adenosylmethionine decarboxylase (gene SPE2). Gene Ontology annotation, biological process: spermine biosynthetic process; spermidine biosynthetic process. The record is from RefSeq and is a predicted model, not a curated record. Gene Ontology annotation, molecular function: adenosylmethionine decarboxylase activity. NCBI's taxonomy places the organism in Eukaryota, Fungi, Ascomycota, Pichiomycetes, Serinales, Debaryomycetaceae. Gene Ontology annotation, cellular component: cytosol. The coding region runs from base 1 to 1365 and encodes 454 amino acids. The transcript has a single exon.